Camponotus floridanus (Florida carpenter ant) is the source of this 3639-nucleotide messenger RNA. RefSeq lists its product as uncharacterized. NCBI's taxonomy places the organism in Eukaryota, Metazoa, Arthropoda, Insecta, Hymenoptera, Formicidae. The record is from RefSeq and is a predicted model, not a curated record. Gene Ontology annotation, molecular function: transmembrane transporter activity. Gene Ontology annotation, cellular component: membrane. Bases 72 to 3470 code for a protein of 1132 amino acids. Gene Ontology annotation, biological process: transmembrane transport. The transcript is spliced from 11 exons.
UUAAUUAAAAUUAUUCUUAUAUUAUUUAAUUGAUUAUUAAUCGAGAAACAAGUUAAAAGGAGAAGAUUAUCAUGACGAAUGUAAUGGACAUUAAUAAUGUAGGUGGACGAAUAUUAUUUGAUACUAGUGAUGCAAAUAAACAAACUGCCAUUUAUAACGAUAAUAAGUUAACGAACAUUAAGAAUAAUAUCGUAAAUAAACAAAUGGACGUUAGCAAUAUAAGUGAACACAUGUCGACAUGUAGACAUGUAGACAAGAUUACACAUAAAAUGGAAUCCAACAUUGUCGAAGAGAAAAAAUGGAAACGAAAUGGACUCGUUUAUCAAACAUUAAUAAACAUAUGUGCCGCUAUUGUUAUAAUGGCACCAACGAUGACUGUUGCUUACAGUGCCGUGGCGGAACCUGCGAUGACAGCUCCAAAAACCGACGAUUUACAACUUGAUGCUGUUCAGGCAAACUGGAUGGCUACCGCAUCUGCGAUAAGUAUACCUUUUGGUUCCUUAAUUUCGAGCCUCGCGUUAAGUCGAGGAAGGAAGAUCGGAUUAUUCGUGACAUCGUUAGUCUCACUGACGGGUUGGGUGACGAUUUGCACAUCGAACAGUUACGAGCAAAUUCUGAUAGGGAGAAUAAUUACUGGUAUAUCUGUGGGCUUGUCAGUCAUUUCGACGACACUAUAUGUGGCGGAAAUAGCGGAAACAAAGUGGCGACACGCGAUGCUCUCGUCGAUAAGCAUAUCUGGCAAUUUCGCUAUUCUCAUCGUUUACAUCUUUGGAUAUAUUUUCAAGGAUAACUGGCGACUAGUAGCCAUGAUGUGUGGUCUAUUCUCAGCGGUGGCAAUUGUUUUAAUUUUGUUAGUGAUACCCGAGUCACCACUAUGGCUACGGGAUAAAAAUCGAGCCGAGGAAGCGCUGGAGAUCAUGAAAAAGUUCCGCGGAAUACCAAAGGACCAACCGGCUCCAGCAGAAGUUCUACUUGAACUGAAGCCGCGGCCACAGAAGAAAAAUCAGAAUCUGCUAAAAUACCUGAUAAAGAGAAAUUCCCUGCUGCCAUUCAUCAUAAUAGUCAGCUACUUCUUUUUCCAACAAUUCUCUGGAAUCUAUGUUGUCGUAUAUAACGCCGUUGAAAUUAUGGAUAAAUCUGGAAUCCAAAUAGAUCCUUACAUCGGCGCCAUACUAAUAGGUGUCGCACGUUUCAUAGCCACUCUCGUAGUGGCCGGUUUGUCCCAAAAAUUUGGUCGACGAUUCCCGUCGAUUAUUUCCGGUAUCGGAAUGACAAUUUUUAUGGGCGGCUUGUCGCUCUAUCUCUUCCUGAUCGAAAACGGAACUGUAAUAUCAGAUAACGGGAUAAUCCCAGUAGCAUGUAUGAUGUUAUUCGUCUUCAGCUGCACUCUGGGUUAUAUGGUGAUACCGUUCGUCAUGGUGGGCGAAAUAUAUCCAUCCAAAGUCAAGGACGUAUUGUCCGGUUUGUCGAUUGCUAUAGGUUAUAUCUUUAGUGCAAUAACUAUUAAGACGUAUCCAGACAUGUUGAGACUGAUGAGUAUGCAAGGUUUAUUUCUCUUCUUCGCAAUUAUCUCUUUAUCCGGUGUGAUAUUCAUCUUUUUAUUUCUACCCGAGACAAAAGGAAAAACUCUACGCGAGAUGGAGGAUAUGUACUCCAAGAAAAAGGUUCUUGAAUUACCGACGGAAGGAGAAAAAGCUUCAAACACAACCUUAGAAAGAGUCUUCCCUAUCUAUUGCUGUGCAACAUACUGGAUCGUCUUGAUUUCGGGAAUCGCCAGGAAUCAAAAUCCCGAUUUGUCCGAGUCCCAAUAUUAUCGAAAGGAGGAGACUAUCAUGACGAAUGUAAUAGAUAUUAAUAACGCAAGUAGACGAAUAUUAACUGAUAUUAAUGAUGCAAAUAGACAAACUGCCAUUAAUAACGCUAAUGAGUUAAUGAACGUUAAUAAUAUCAUGAAUGAACAAAUGGAUGUUAACAUUAUAAAUGAACACAUGUCGACAUGUAGACAUGUAAACAAGAUUACACACAAGAUAGAAUCCAACAUUGCCAAAGAGAAAAAAUGGAAACGAAAUGGAGUAAUUUAUCAAAUAUUAAUGAGCUUAUGUGCCAAUGUUGUUGAAAUAGGUACAAUGGUGAGUUUUGGUUAUAAUGCCGUGGCGGAACCCGUGAUGAUAACUCCAAAAACCGAUGAUUUACAACUUGACGCUGUUCAGACAAACUGGAUCGCUACUGCAUCUGCGUUAAGUAUACCUUUUGGUUCCUUAAUUUCGAGCUUCGUGAUAAGUCGAGGAAGGAAGAUCGGCAUGUUCGUGACAUCGUUAAUCUCACUCACGGGUUGGGUGACGAUUUACAUGUCAAAUAGUUACGAGCAAAUUCUGAUAGGGAGAAUAAUUACCGGUAUAUCUACGGGCAUGUCAGUGAUCGCGGCGACUCUAUAUGUGACGGAAAUAGCGGAAUCAAAAUGGCGAGGCACCAUGGCCGCGUGGAUCAACAUUUCCGACAAUAUCGCUGUUCUCAUCGUUUACAUCUUUGGAUAUAUUUUCAAGGACAAUUGGCGACUAAUAGCUUUGAUGUGCGCUCUAUUCCCAGUAGUGGCGAUUGUUCUGAUUUUGCUAGUGGUAUCCGAGUCACCACUAUGGCUGCGGGAUCAGAAUCGAUCCGAAGAAGCGCUGGAGAUCAUGAAAAAGUUCCGCGGAAUACCAAAGGACCAACCGGCUCCAGCAGAAGUUCUACUCGAACUGAAGCCGCGGCCACAGAAGAAAAAUCAGAAUCUGCUAAAAUAUCUGAUAAAGAGGAGUUCCUUAGUGCCAUUUGUCAUUAUGAUCAGCUACUUCUUUUUUCAACAAUUCUCCGGAAUCUUCGUUGUCAUAUAUAACGCCGUCGAGAUUAUGGAUAAAUCUGGAAUCCGGGUAGAUCCUUACAUCGGCGCUAUCCUGACAGGUGUCGCACGUCUCAUAGCCAGUCUUCUAACAGCCGGCGUGUCCCGAAAAUAUGGUCGAAGAAUUCCAUCGAUGGUUUCCGGUAUUGGGAUGACAAUUUCCAUGAGUGGUUUGUCGCUCUAUCUCUUCCUGAUCGAAAACGGAACUGUCAUAUCGGAUAACGGGAUAAUCCCAGUAGUAUGUAUGAUGUUAUACGUUUUCACCAGCACUCUGGGCUAUCUGAUAAUACCGUAUAUCAUGGUAGGCGAAAUAUUUCCAUCUAAGGUCAAGGAUGUACUGUCCGGUCUGUCGGUCGCUAUAAGUUAUCUCCUCAGCGCAAUAACCAUUAAGAUAUAUCCGGAUAUGUUGACAUUGAUGAGCAUGCAAGGCGUAUUUCUCUUCUUCGCAAUUAUCUCUUUAAUCGGCGUAAUAUUCAUCUUUUUAUUUUUACCCGAAACAAGAGGGAAGACUCUGCGGGAGAUUGAGGAUAUGUUCUCCAAGAAGAAGAUUUUUGAAAUACCGGCGGAAGAAGUAAUCGGAGAAGAAGUUCUAUAGUAGAUGUGGUCCGCUAAGAAAUUAAGAAUAUUUAUGAAUGAGAGAAAUAAAUCACGAAUUAAUAUUACUAUUAAAUAUGUAAAGGAAGAUGAGAUCAAACCACGCAAUGUUGUGUGAUUGAUGAAAUAAAUGUCACAUCGUUUUAUGAUGUUUCGAGUUGCAAUGAUUA